GGCCCCCGGAUGAAGCGGCAGACUGCUGCCUGGGGGAGCUGGGGUGAGUGGGGCCAGUGCAGCCGGAGCUGUGGUGGUGGAGUCAGCCUUCGGCAACGGCGCUGCUACUCCCAAAGGACAGAAGGUGCUUCCAGUUGUGUUGGACCAGCUCGAAGUUAUCGGUCAUGCAACAUUCAGAGCUGCCCAGAUGGCUCCCGGGAUUUCCGGGCAGAGCAAUGUGCAGAGUUCGAUGAGACAGAAUUCCAAGGGAAGAAAUACAAGUGGCUCCCAUAUUAUGGAGUGCCUAAUAAGUGUGAGUUGAACUGUAUUCCCAAGGGAGAGAACUUCUACUACAGGCACAAGGAAGCAGUGGUAGAUGGGACUACCUGUGAACCUGGCAAGCGGGACAUCUGUGUAGAGGGAGUUUGUCAGGUUAUUGGCUGUGACAACAUGCUGGAAUCUGCCAAGAUGGAAGACAAGUGCCUGCAGUGUGGAGGAGAUGGCAGCACCUGCUAUCUUGUGAAGGGCACUUUUGAUGUGCCCAGCCUCCCCAAAGGUUACAAUCAAAUAUUCAUCAUCCCUGUGGGAGCCACAAGCAUUCAAAUUAAGGAGGUUAUGCCCAGCAGGAACUUCCUGGCUGUGAAGAACGUGCGAGGGGAGUACUACCUGAACGGGCACUGGACCAUCGACUUCAGCCGGGCGCUGCAGGUGGCCAGCACGGUGCUGCACUACGAGCGUGGCUCGGAGGGUGACCUGGCCCCAGAGCUCCUCCACGCCAGGGGUCCCACCACGGAGCCCCUCGUCAUCGAGCUCAUCAGCCAGGAGCCCAACCCCGGGGUGCAGUACGAGUACUACCUGCCCGUGCAAGGACAGCCCCCGGGUUACAGCUGGAGCUACGGGUCCUGGAGCGAGUGCAGCGCCGAGUGUGGAGGAGGUUUCCAAACCCGCUUGGUGUUUUGUACCAUAGACAAUGAAAUUUAUCCAGACUAUAUGUGCAGGAAUAAACCACAACCAGACAAUAACAGGACAUGUGGCCAUCAGACUUGUCCCCAGACAAAACG
This is a messenger RNA of Merops nubicus (carmine bee-eater), 1040 nucleotides long. Its product is annotated as papilin-like. Gene Ontology annotation, molecular function: metalloendopeptidase activity. The record is from RefSeq and is a predicted model, not a curated record. NCBI's taxonomy places the organism in Eukaryota, Metazoa, Chordata, Aves, Coraciiformes, Meropidae. The annotation marks the transcript as partial. The transcript is spliced from 9 exons. Gene Ontology annotation, biological process: extracellular matrix organization. Gene Ontology annotation, cellular component: extracellular matrix.